CAGUUUCAAGAGUACGACGAAGAACAUCAUUUGUUCCCUCCUCUCCUCCCUCGCCCCUUUCCCUUCCAGUCCUCUCUGAACGUGAACAACCAUGAAGGGUGAUUUGCAUACGUCAUUGCGCGUUUACCCAUAAGGUGUUAAUGGACAUUUCCUAAGAGCAGGGGCGUCCUCUCAGUGUCCAUGGUACAGCUCUCAAAUUCAGGAAAUGUGCUUAAAUCCUUCUCCUGUGAUAAAAAUAAAACAAAAAUAAAAUUUAAAAAGAAAAUGUGCAGUAUUCUCCCAUCAGUCCAAAAGUUGUGAGUUUGUAGUUCAUGUUUCAAAUCUGCCAACUGUCCUAUAACGAGUUUGAAACCCAUUGUUCUGGUCCAGGAUCCCUCGAGGACCAGGCCCUGUCGCGAGUUCCCUGAAGCCCCCUCUGAUCUGGAGCAGGUCCUCAGCCUUGCUUUGUCUUUCAUGACAUUGAUGUUUGGAAGAGUACAGUCCAGUUUCUGUUGUAGAAUGUUCCUCAGGUUGGUCCGGGAGCGUUUGUGUCCAACGAGUUGGGAAACGACAUCCCCCAGCCUUGUGCUAGGUGUGUUACUCAGCCAACCCGGCCCCUGACCUUGGCAAUGUAGUUUGGGUUUGUGGGGAAAGCAGGCACCGUCAGGCGGGCGUUACAGACCCCUCUGUGUCUCAUGGCCAGAGGCACUGACGCUUAGAUAAAUACAGGGAUGGAUGCAGGGCGAGUCAGCAUUCCAGAAGUCUGCAAAGGUACAGAAAUGGCCCUGCUCCCUCUCCAGCAUUUGGCCGUCAGCUUUGCCUGGCUUCCCGAGGCACCAUGAAAUUCACACUCCAGUCUUCUCUUGGAAAUCUCGAGGGAGCUGAGGUCUGGGUUCUAGCCCUGCCCUCCCAGGGAUCUGCUCUGUGGCUGGGAGAGGAGGCCCCUGUGGCUCUCCCAAGUGCCCUUAGAACGAAGAAUGUAUUGAGGGGAGAGUCACAGAGCUCUGAGGGGCACGGGGAGACAGGCCUGGGCCACAGGCUCCGAUCCCGCCCGGGACACGGGUAAACAGAACUCGGAUGGUUUCAUCAUGACCUGGCAGAACAACCAUCAGACCCGGAUUUUUGCUUUUUCAAUCGUUUAACUUCUGUUUCAUACAGGAUGAAAAAUGGUCAACUGUCAUCUUAAAUAACCGAGCAAGAUCUAGUAGCCAUGAGCGCUUUGUGAGACCAAAGCAGACAAGGCGAAAGUGUUUGGAGUGCCGUCGGAUCGUCACAAAACCUUAGCCAACAAGCUUUCAGUGAGACACAAAAUAACGUGGAUUUCUAUCUAGCAAUGAAGUCAGCACCACUGUCCAUUCUGUGUUAACACACUAACAUUUCAGAGUUCCCUCCCUGGGGCUGCAGACAUCCAUGUGAGAGACACUUGAAUGCCCUGUUGUUAUAAUUAAUUUAAAUUAAAUAAAACUUAAAAUUCAGCUGUCCGUUGUUCUGGUGACAUUUGGAGGGUCUCGUACCAUACGUGGCUCGUGGGCACCGUCCUGGACCAUGUCUGUGGAGAACAGCGCCAUCCCUGCGGGGAGUCGUGUUUCACAGCGCCACCCGGCACGCCUGGCAGGCGGGGGACAGGAGAUUUCCUUCCACACAGGGCACAGAUCUCACCGACCCUGAAGUCAGCCCUUAAAUAUGCUGCAAACUCAACGGCGUGUUCUCUGGAAUGCCGGGAUGGAUCAGAGGUAUGCUAGGUUUACAGAAUUUGACUUCUUCCGUUAUCCUGGUGACUCAGAGCCCUGUUAAAUCAGUUUCAGCAUCAGGCUGCGUCCUGGUUUUAAAGAGAACAAAGGCAGCGAAGUUGAAUCGCAGUGAUUUCGCUCAGUGCCCUGGGUCUCUCCACUCGCCUGGCUCUCCGAAACCCCAGGGCCUCGAGCGCAUGGGCUCCUACCGGAGCCCAGUUUUGGCUGGGUGGGGGGCACCUCCCAUAGGGGUCCUAUGGGAGGGGGACCCCUAUCUCAAUGCUGAGGCAGGCACUCCCGAGGACGCUGGGCUGAGCUGUCUGGGGGCAGGUUCUGAGGCAGGCCAGGAGACGGACUCAGCUGGAUGAUACAGACGGCAAGCCGGAUUCAUGUUGCCCCCGCACCUCCCGCAUCUGCUGAGGACACCCAGAAUUGUGGCCCUGGGCCAAACCUCAGCUCCCCAUUCCGUGAAAGUGUGGGUCACAGCGUGGGUGAUAGAGCGGGGCUGCCAGUGCCCCCUAAGCUCCUGCUGUGGGUCCAGCCCACAACUGAGGAAGCCACACACAGCUGUGCCGGAGUGUCUCUGUUUGAUUGAGAGUGCCUGUCUGCUGUGGGUCCUUGCUGUCCCCGCCUUCUGGCCUCCUGGCUGAGGGAAGCUGAGUGGGCCAAAGCCCCUGUGCAGUGUUCGCCUCGGCUCCCACACGGCUGCCGCUGCUCCAACUGCGAUGUGGUUCUUCCACACUCUGCUCUGCGUGGCCAGCCUGGCCCCACUGGCCGCCUUCAAUGUGGAUGUGGCCCGGCCCUGGCUCACAGCCAAGGGAGGUGUCCCUUUCGUGCUCAGCUCCCUCCUGCACCAAGACCCCAGCACCAACCAGACCUGGCUCCUGGUCACCAGCCCCAGAACAAAGACGACACCAGAGCCCCUCCAUCGAUGUGUCCUUGCCCAGGAUAAAAUCCUUUGCCAUCCUGUAGGGCAUGUCCCCAUCCCCAAGGGGAAGCACCGGGGAGUGACAGUUGCCCGGAGCCACCAUGGUGUUCUGAUAUGCAUUCAAGAGCUGGCCCGGCAGCCCCACAGCCUCAGCUCAGAGCUCACAGGCACCUGCAGCCUCCUGGCCCCUGACCUCCGUCCGCAGGCUCAGGCCAACUUCUUCAACCUUGAAAGCCUCCUGGAUCCAGAUGUGCAUGUGGACACUGGAGACUGCUACAGAAACAAAGACGGCAGCAGGGGAGAGGACACGGAUACAGCCAGGUGGCGCCGGGCGCUGGAGAGGGCGGAGGAGCAGGAGGAGGAGGAGGAGGAAGAAGAGGAGGAGGAAGCUGGCACCGAGAUUGCCAUCAUCCUGGAUGGCUCAGGAAGCAUUGAUCCCCCGGACUUCCAGAGAGCCAAAGACUUCAUCUCCAACAUGAUGAGGAACUUCUACGAAAAGUGUUUUGAGUGCAACUUUGCCCUGGUGCAGUAUGGGACAGUGAUCCAGACUGAGUUUGACCUUCGAGACAGCCAGGAUGUCAUGGCCACCCUCUCCAGAGUCCAGAACAUCACUCAAGUGGGGAAUGUCACCAAGACUGCCUCAGCCAUGCAACAUGUCUUAGACAGCAUCUUCACGGCAAGCCGCGGCUCCAGGAGAAAGGCAUCCAAGGUCAUGGUGGUGCUCACCGAUGGCGGCAUAUUCGAGGACCCCCUCAACCUUGAGACAGUCAUCAGCUCUCCCAAGAUGCAGGGUGUUGAGCGCUUCGCCAUUGGGGUGGGGAAGGAAUUUAAGUCUGAGAGGCCGCUGAGGGAGCUGAACCUGAUCGCCUCAGACCCGGACGAGACCCACGCUUUCAAGGUGACCGACUACAAGGCGCUGGACGGGCUGCUGAGCAAACUGCGCCACGACAUCGUCCGCAUGGAGGGCACCGUUGGAGACGCCCUUCACUACCAGCUGGCACAGACUGGCUUCAGUGCCCAGAUCCUGGAUGAGGGGCAGGUGCUGCUCGGCGCCGUCGGGGCCUUUGACUGGUCGGGUGGGGCGCUGCUCUACGACACACGCAGCCGCCGGGGCCGCUUCCUGAACCAGACUGCGGCGGCGGACGCGGAGGCUGCGCAGUACAGCUACCUGGGUUACGCUGUGGCUGUGCUGCACAAGGCCUGCAGCCUGUCCUACGUCGCGGGGGCUCCGCGGUACAAACAUCGCGGGGCCGUGUUUGAGCUCCAGGAGGGCAGAGAGGCCGGCUUCCUGCCGGUGCUGGAGGGAGAGCAGAUGGGGUCCUAUUUUGGCUCUGAGCUGUGUCCUGUGGAUAUCAACAUGGAUGGAACCACAGACCUCUUGCUGGUGGCUGCGCCGUUUUAUCACGUUCGUGGAGAAGAAGGCAGAGUCUAUGUGUACCGUCUCAAUGAGCAGGAUGGUUCCUUCUCCCUGUCACGCAUGCUGAGUGGGCACCCUGGGUUCCCCAGUGCCCGCUUUGGCUUUGCCAUGGCGGCUGUGGGGGAUAUCAGUCAGGAUAAGCUCACAGAUGUGGCCAUCGGGGCCCCUCUGGAGGGUUUUGCAGCAGAUGAUGGCGUCAGCUUCGGCAGUGUGUAUAUCUACAAUGGACACAGGGACGGCCUCUCCGCCAGCCCCUCACAGCGGAUCAGAGCCUCAGCAGUGGCCCCAGGACUCCAGUACUUCGGCAUGUCCGUGGCUGGUGGCUUUGACAUCAGUGGCGAUGGCCUUGCUGACAUCACCGUGGGCACUCUGGGCCGGGCAGUUGUGUUCCGCUCCCGGCCUGUGGUUCGCCUGAAUGUAUCCAUGGCCUUCACCCCCAGUGCACUGCCGGUUGGCUUCAAAAGCGACGUGAAUGUCAGUUUGUGUUUUGCAAUCAGCUCUGAGUCAGGCCUCAGAGGGGCAUCUCUCAACUUCACACUGGACGUGGACGUGGGGAAGCAGAGGAAAAGGCUGCAAUGUUCAGACGAGAGUGCCUGUCGGGGCCACCUGAGGGAGUGGAGCAGCGGGUCCCAGCUUUGUGAGCUCCUCCAGCUCAACCGCACAGAGGGAGAGCUCCAUGAGGAGGACUCCUUCUCCAAUGCCAGCAUCAAGGUCAGCUACCAACUUGAGACCCCUGAGGGACAGAGGGACCGUCCCCAGCCCAUCCUCGACCACUACGCUGAAGCCUAUGCCAUCUUCCAGCUGCCCUAUGAGAAGGACUGCAAGAAUAAGCUGUUUUGUAUCGCAGAAUUACAGUUGGCCACCACCGUCUCUCAGCAGAAAUUGGUGGUGGGUCUCACAAAGGAGGUGACCCUGAACAUUACCCUAACUAACUCUGGGGAAGAUUCCUACAUGACAAGCAUGGCCUUGAAUUAUCCCAGGAACCUGCAGUUUAAGAGGAUGCAAAAGCCUCCCUCUCCAGACGUUCAGUGUGAUCACCCUCAGCCGGUUGCUUCUGUCCUGGUCAUGAGCUGCAAGAUUGGUCAUCCCGUCCUCAAGAGGUCGUCUGCUCAUGUUUCGGUAGUUUGGCAGCUAGAGGAGAAUGCCUUUCCAAACAGGACAGCAGACAUCACUGUGACCGUCACCAAUUCCAAUGAAAGGCGGUCUUUGGCCAGACAAACCCACACCCUUCAAUUCAGGCAUGGCUUUGUUGCAGCUCUUUCCAAACCAUCAGUAAUGUAUGUGAACACAGGCCCGGGGCUUUCUGACCACAAAGAAUUCCUCUUCCAUAUACAUGGGGAAAACCUCUUUGGAGCAGAAUACCAGUUGCAAAUUUGUGUCCCAACCAAAUUUCGAGGUCUCCAGAUUGUAACAGUGAAGAACCUGACAAAGACUCAGGCCUCCACGGUGUGCACCCCGAGUCAGGAGCGCGCUUGUGGGUACAGUCCGGUUCAGCACGUGGAAGAAUGGCAGUCAGUGAGCUGUGCCAUCGCUUCGGAUAAAGAAAAUGUAACCGUGGCUGCAGAGAUCUCCUUGGACCACUCUAAGGAGUUACUAAAAGAUGUAACUGAACUGGAAAUCCUUGGUGAAAUAUAUUUCAACAAAUCUCUAUAUGAGGGGCUGAAUGCAGAGAACCACAGAACUAAGAUCACGAUCACCCUCCUGAGGGAGGAGAAGCGCUCUUCUUUGCCUGUCAUCAUCAAAGGCAGUGUCGGUGGGCUUCUGGUUUUCAUUGUGAUCCUAGUCAUCCUGUUCAAGUGUGGCUUUUUUAAAAGAAAAUAUCAACAACUGAACUUGGAGAGCAUAAGGAAAGCCCAGCUGAACACAGAGAAUCUGUUCGCAGAAGACAAUUAGGACUGCGCCAUUACCAUUGGGAGGGGCUGUCAUCCAGUCCUGGGAUGUCGAGACCCGGGUCCUUCUGAUGACCUUCAUGAUCUAGAGCAGCAUCAAGCUGUUUGUAGAAUAUUAGUUUGUAACCAUACGCUGUCCCAAAAGUGUCUGUGCAUUGUGCAAAAAGUAGACUUGGGAAACAUUUGGUGUUAAAUAAAGUUACACUUCCUUUACAGUAGUGCCUUGAAUCUGGAAAUACAGUAUUAUUUAUGGUUUGCAGUA
Messenger RNA from Sapajus apella (tufted capuchin), 6205 nucleotides. It is a transcript of the gene ITGAE, whose product is annotated as integrin subunit alpha E. The record is from RefSeq and is a predicted model, not a curated record. Gene Ontology annotation, cellular component: external side of plasma membrane; integrin complex. Gene Ontology annotation, molecular function: integrin binding. The transcript has 31 exons. Lineage: Eukaryota; Metazoa; Chordata; Mammalia; Primates; Cebidae. Gene Ontology annotation, biological process: cell-cell adhesion; integrin-mediated signaling pathway; cell-matrix adhesion. The coding region runs from base 2435 to 5947 and encodes 1170 amino acids.